Molecule: messenger RNA, 3958 nt
Organism: Meleagris gallopavo (turkey)
Lineage: Eukaryota; Metazoa; Chordata; Aves; Galliformes; Phasianidae
Gene: CRYGS
Product: crystallin gamma S
Biological process (GO): visual perception; lens development in camera-type eye
Molecular function (GO): structural constituent of eye lens
Source: RefSeq, a predicted model, not a curated record
AAAGCACUGAUUUCUUAAUAGCAGUGAAGCUGAAGUCUUUGCAGGCUGUCUUAGUGCAGUAUUUUGACACAAACACAGUCUCCUACAUUUGUUAUUUCUUAGUAGACUAUCAACUUGAAUGAGUCCCACUCUCAUGUUGUGUUGGCGGACCCUCUCUUGGGGGGGAGGUGUGCUCAAAGCUGAGCUCCUGAGUGAGCUAGGCAGAGUAUGCAGAGGCACUGAUUGCAUGGAUGGCUGAAUGCAGCAGCUGUGUGAUUUGUUAGGAGUUAUCCACUCUGACGGUGGAUGGAGGCAAUGGAAUUCAGUGCCCUGGGGCUCUUUUCAGAAGGUCUCUCUAGACUCCUGGGGAGGCAGUCCAUUUGAAUCAGGAAGAGAAGUUGGGAUCAGGUACUGAUUUGGAGUCUGAUAAAUGCGUGCUCAUCGUUACCAGCUGAAGAUUUGGUAUCUUCAGAAGUUGUGCCUUAGGAAAACAUUUGUAAGGCUGAGCUUUUCAGUAUCUGAGGGUGGGUCUUCCUCCAAACUUUCAACAUCUGUCCUCUGUCAUCUUGGCUGCUCAGUGUCACUUGAGGACCAGACCUUGCUUUCUGUCGACACAUGAGCUCUGGGUCAGUUCUUAAUGAAAGCAAAAUUAUAUUCAUCUGCAGCUUUCAUUCUUUGGAACUGAUGGCAGUUCUAGUUCCCCCUCUGUUUUUAGUACUAUGUAAAGCUGUAAGAUUUAAUUCUAAGGCAUUAGGCAAUACGAGGGGAGUUUUUCAUAUUUAGUCAGAGUCAGUGCAGUGGAGCUCGGAGAUGUCCUGCUGAAUCUGCUGGAUUGCCUUUUAGUAGGAACUCAAUUCUGGUUGGACUCUGAAACAUCUGUGGAUGUCUCCACUGCUUGCUAGCACUGAGAGCUGUGAGCAGCAGUGCUAGAUGAAUCAGGACACCUAAAACGGGGAGAGGAUGAGGUACUGCUGUGCCUCUGUCACUGACAGUUACAUGUGAGUGUAACUUCCUACAGGGUGCAGCAAAGCUGCGGCAGUGUGUGUGGGACAGCAGAGAAAUAAGGUCUGUGUGUUUCAGGCACGGCUGUGCCAGCUUCAUGUCCCUUUGUCUUGCUAAGCCUUUGGGAUGCUGCAGUGAAUAGCUGCAGAGGUGUUUGUUAUAAUGCAGCGGCUUGGGGAGAGGUGUGGAUGGACAGAAGCCAGCAUUCCUUUCCCUCCCUGCUCAGUGGGCCAGAGGAGGGCAGAAGAAACAAUCCUUUGCUUGAAUUGCAAGCAGUGGGGUAAGAUUUUUUGACUGGAAUUUAUCACUGGUAAAUUUCCUCAGCUCAGCUGAGGAUAUGCUAUAGAAAUACACAGCAUCUCUGCUGCGCAGAUGUUUCCACUGUGGGCUUUUGAAGUAGACCUCUUAAGCAGAAUCUGUUCCUUGCAACCCUGUGCUUUACCCUGUGCAUUUGUCCACCCUUUCCUGGCUGCACCCUUCUUUGUGUGGGAACCUUCUCCAAAUAAGUACUUGAGUUUCUUCCUGACAGAUGGGUAUAGGCCUCUUUAGAGCUGACUGGAAACAAUUCUUGUUUGACACACUUAAAAGGAAGAGAGCAGCCAAAAUAGCCCCCAACAUCCCAUCUUCCAGGACUUGGCAGGGGGCUGCGUGUUUUGAGUGCGUUUGGCAGAGUUUUGGUGUUCUGACUCAGCAGAUGAUAACAAAGGGAGGACGGCGAAGCGUUCCUUUAUUCCAUAAUCCUGUUUGCUUUUCUGGAAACGGGCUAUAGCCUCAGAAUCACUGACUCAAUUUUUGGAUCCUAUUCUCAUGACAAAGCGGCUGUCUGGUUUCAAACAAGCCCAUUAUAAAAAGGGUGCCUGGGUCCUGCCUGUUUUAUAACAGGUCCUGACUUGCCUCCAGCACUGGGAAGUUUGGCUGGAACAGAAAAUGUCCAGGGCUGGACCAAAGGUCACCUUCUAUGAAGACAAGAAUUUCCUGGGUCGUCGCUACGAGUGCGACGCCGACUGCCCUGAUUUCCACACCUUCCUGAACCGCUGCAACUCCAUCCGGGUGGAGGGAGGCACCUGGGUGGCCUACGAGAGGCCCAACUAUUCGGGGAACAUGUACGUGCUGAGGCGGGGGGAGUACCCUGACUACCACCACUGGAUGGGCCUCAAUGACCGCCUCGGCUCCUGCAAAGCUGUCCACAUACCAAGCGGAGCCCAGGGCCACAUCCAGGUGUUUGAGAAGGGGGAUUUCGGUGGGCGGAUGUUUGAAGCCACUGAAGACUGUCCUUCUAUCCUGGAGGAGUGCCACUUUCGUGAGGUCCACGCCUGCCGGGUGCUGGAGGGCACCUGGGUGUUUUACGAGCACCCCAACUACCGGGGCAGGCAAUACCUGCUGCCCAAGGGCGAGUACCGGCAGCCAGUGGAAUGGGGAGCAGUGACCCCUGCCGUCCAGUCCUUCCGCAGCAUCGCUGAGUGAAUGGUGGGGAGCUGGGCCCCCAAUAAAGCACUUGAGUCACUCAGAAGCUCUGUCCCGCUUUUUCCCCAUCUGUGAACCCGUUGGCCAGGUGCUUUCUUUGGGCAGAACAGUCUCCACCAGCUCCCACUGCCUCCAGCUCUGGCGGUGGGACUGCAGAGGGCAGAGACUCUGGAGAAUAGGGGUUGCUGGGCAUCCUGCCUGUAUUAGGAUGCCACUGGGUGGGGGAAAAGGAGGGGCAGCCACCAAAAAUGGGGAAGUUAGAAGAAGAUAAAGAGGUUGAACGUGGGCAGAGAUAGUGAACACCUCUCAAAACUGAGCGCUGAGAUUGCUGCUUGAUGUUCCCAAAGAACAGCAGAGGAUAGGAAGGAGUGAGUCCCCGGGCCCUGCAGACAUGCACUGAGCAGAAGGGGCCACCAGGCUCCCAGUCAUCCCAGUUUGGAAUGUCGGCUUUGCCCUGUGCCACUAGAUGUCAGGCUGGUUGUGCCCAUGCAGGAAGCAGUGAUGCAAGACACUCGUGGGGACUCCAGCCUGUUUGCAUGUGGAGCAGAGGGACCCCAGGCUAAUGAUGGCAGUGGAAGCAAAGCCCUUGCAGCCAUGCUCCCCAGUCUCCUUGGUUGAUGUAUGAGGUUAUUACAGAGCAGGGAGGCAGGCGAAGUGAUGUUUGUCAACCUGCAGUCCCCAGGAGCACAGCUCCCUGCAAAGGGCAAUGUGUGUCCCCAUCCUCCCCCAGUCCCCCUUUGCUCUCUGUCACGUCUGUCCUUUCCUCUGAGGUUUAAUUCUGCCUCUCAGACACUCCAGCAUUACCCAGCAAUUGGGGUCGGUGCACAAGCAAUCCCCCAGCACCUUGAUCAGCUUCCAGCAAAGCUCUCUGGGACCCUCCCUGGGAGACCUAAAGGGCACCAGCUUGAGCAUGGCAUGCAUGUUGGGUUUUGUUGCCUUUCCCAUUUCUACAUGGAAGAUUCCUGCAGGUGGGAUAGCAGCUGGUGAGUUUGGACACUGCAAUUCCUGCACCCCCAUUUUGGGGCACCAAGCUCUGCUUCACCCCUGCACUCACAUUACCUCCCUGCAUCCUUCCUGUGCAUCACCUGAACACAAUUAUCCCAGCUCUUCCCCUCCCCACCCUCCUGCCCUCUGGUAAAUUCCACAUUGUACCCCGAAUGCUGGCAAGCAAGGUGAACAACAGUAAAAUAUGCUGUUGUGUGGGUUUUAUUUUAUUUUAUUAUUAUUCCUGAUUACUUUUUCCACUGGGGGCUCCCUCGUUGCGGGUGUCUCCGAGCAGCGGGAGCGCAGGCCAUCCGGCCCAGCCCGCUUGAUGGCUAAUUUCCAUUUUUCAGUAUCAGGGGGUCUGCUCCGGUAAUUGGCAUGCAGAUUGAGUCUGAUGGGCCUGUUCCAUAUGAGAAAAGGCUCCGCUCGUUAGAAUAAGCCAACCCCAGGCUGAUGGAUGGGGCAGAAGGAGGUCACUGCGAAAGAGAAUGCAGCGAUAUGCGUGUACAAGAUGGGAAAUUUCUCCCCC